AAAAAGACUGCGAUCAUUUCAGGAAGUUCUGUUUAAUAGUGAACCAAUACUGAUACCGAAGUUAUUGGUGUUCUUGUAGCAUAAUACCGAACUGGUUUGGAAGCGGAUCAGGUUGAAGGACAUGCCUUUGUUUUUUCAGAACAGAGAAUUAGAUUGCUUCAGAUCAACAGCGGAAUUAUUCGACAAAUAUCCACAUUUACAGGAAAAUGCAAAAGCAUUUCGCUCCAAGCCACGUGUUGAUGUAGAUCCGAAGCACCUUCUGUAUGUUCAGCAGAGAGAGUUUGCAGCGACAACCCCAGCAGACAACUGCGUUUCGAUCCUUGGAUCAGAUGAUGCUACCACCUGCCACUUGGUUGUGCUGCGACACACCGGUAGUGGAGCCGUCUGUCUGUCUCACCUCGAUGGCUCCAGCACCAGGACUGAGGUCCAGCUCACUAUGAAAGCUGUCACAUCACUGAGUAACGGCUGUAGCGAGGGCAGAUUUGAGCUGCAUCUAGUUGGAGGGUUUGAUGACAAUGACAAAAGAUCUCAUAAACUCAGCCUUAACAUCCUGGCAGCGUUCCAGAAACAGAAGGAUCACAUUCACCUGGAGACAUGUUGCAUCACAGGUUUUAUAUUUCUGUCAUUUGUAAAUACCGUAGUUGGACAUUCUGAUUUCUCAGUCACAAUUCUUUCUAUUGUAGAGAUGAACAAUGUAGUUGACAAGGGAAUUCAUAAACCGAUAGUAUAUGGAAUAGGUGUAAAUGUUAAAACAGGGGAAGUGUUCCCUGCCUCAUUCCCUCAUAAAGGACCUGCAGAGAUGCUACGGUCAGCACGGACCUUCACUGGAGGAGAGAUGACUGACAUUUAUGACUCAAGACAUGGACUUAUUAAAGUUGGACCAUGCCAGUGGAGUCCUGAUUUGGAAAUUUCCUUCUGGUUGUCACAAAGUGAUGACACUAUUUUAAAGUACCUGUCCACGUCUCCGUUUGCUGAACCGCCGCACUUUGUCCAGCACAUUAAGUCCACCAUCCAGUUCCUUUUGUCGCAUCCAAACUCUGACAGCCUGUUCCCGGGAGGUCAGCCGCACCUCUACCAGCGGACGGAGAGCGGUAGCUGGGAGAGGCUUGUCCAGUCAUAACAAGUCACAACUGAACCUUUGAAUGUUAUUUGUCUGUUUUUCAAUGGAAACACUGUGACCCCUUUUCAAUCAGAGUAUUCUAUGAAGGGUUGAAUCCCAGACCAGCGCUUUGCAAGCGUAUUCACACCACAUGGAUCAUUUCUGAUCGGCUCCUCUGUGAAAAGCCAGUUUUGUAUUUGCAUUUUGCAGAUUGGAUGGAGGGUUUUUGUGAAUAGCAUUUUUCAAGUCUACAGAUUCUUUUAGAUUAGGGUGAGGAUUUUGAUUGGGAUAUUUUAACACGCAAAUAUACUUUGAUCUAAACCAUUGCUCAAGCCAACACACGUUAUUUGCGUAUUAUCUAAGCCAACAGAGCUUGUGUAAAUAAUUAAAUUACUCUCCUAAAGUUCUGGAGGAUUUGUGUUGAAGACCUAGAACUUGCAGGAUACCAGACCCUGGGGACUUACUUUGGUGUGUCUGGUUUAGAUGAAUGCUAAUGUCUUGGCCGGUUAUCAGUUAUGAUUUAAGCUUUUACACACCUGACUUGUUUUCUGGGGGGGCCUGCUUUUCACGUGGCUGUUUGUUCACUAACGUUCACUAGCAAACCUCUGAGGCCUUCGGAGAACAGCUCGAUUUUAAUUUACUCAUACGAGGAAUUACGGCUUGGCAAUAUGACUUCAAAAUUAAAUCUCAGAUUUCUUCAUUCCAGAUCUGAUAAUGUUUUUUUCUUGCUUUCUUUUCUAUAAAGAUGAAAGAGAAAAUAUUUCCAAAAGGUUGCUGUCGUCAUUCAUUUUGUGAGAUGUACGAGGGUGAAUUAGGGCCAGGCAACACAAUUUUUAAAAUUGUUUAACUGCGAGAAUAUAGUCUUAAUAUUAGCAGAAUAAAGACAAAUUUUACUAGAAGAACUUCUUUAAAUUGCAAUAAAAAGUUGUUUUUAUGAGAUAUAAGCUUCUAAAGAGUUAGUUGGCUACCUAAAUCCAUGUAGUUCUUUUUUCAGAGUAGACAGUCGUUUGCACAAUUAUUUCAAAGUCCUGUUGCUGAUUGUAAUUUGAUGCUGUUAAAAGAUUACCAUAGGUAUUUUCUUAUCUGUAAAACCUAUACCGGAGUUUAACCUCGUACACAGAAUUUGUAAAAACCUGUAAAACCUGUCCAGCAAGAUGGCCGGCCUUGGGUCUACUGACAUCAAUCUGAACUAUAGAAACCCAAGGAAUAAAUUGUUGAAGAUUUAAUUUUGCCCAAAAAUGAAAUCUUCAAAAACCUAAAUUUAGAUUGAUCAAUAUAAUGUGUUCAUCGUCCAGCCUUAAGAGGAAUAUAUUGAUGAUUAUGUGAAUUGUGAAUAUAUUUGCUUGCUCUGUAUUUUGUUUGGGGGUAUCAGCGUAUAUCAAUCAAGAAAAACAUUACCAACGCAGUAUUUCUGAAGAGAACCAAAGUAUUACCAGAAACGGUACCACACAGUAAAGACACUUUUACAGAAAGCCAGCCGGGGAACUUCUAUUUAAUGGAAAAGUCCAUUUAAAACCAUCCAUCCAUGUUCUGUCCACCCUUGUCCCUAGGGGGGUCAGGAGGGUUGCUGGUGUUUAUCCCCAGCUACGUUCCGGGCGAGAGGCGGGGUUCACCCUGGACAGGUCGCCAGUCUGUCGCAGGACAACACAGAGACAUACAGGACACACAACCAUACACACACACACUCACACCUAGGAAGAAUAUAGAAAGACCAAUUAACCUGUCAUGUUUUUGGACUGUGGGAGGAAGCUGGAGAACCCAGUGAGAACCCAUUCAUGCACAGGGAGAACAUGCAAACUCAAUGCAGAAAGACCCCGGACCGGGAGUCGAACCCAGGAUCUUCUUGCUGUGCAGCGCUACCAACUGAGCCACUGUGCAGCCCCCAUUUAAAACCUUUCUGUAUUUACAGACUCAAAACAAAUAUCUGUACUGUUCUAAAGUGCAGAAAUUGUAGAGGAGGUGGUCAGUUUGUUGAAUGUUUUUUUUUUAUCUGUGGAAAUGUACCUUCAAAAAUAGAGUUGUCUUUCAUGUUUAUUUAUUCUUCGCUUUUGACCAUGUCACACUUUAUAUGAAUGUGUUUCCUUUCAAAAGUGCAUGUGUUUAUGUCCAUCAAAAUCCUCUGCGAGUAAUGGUAGGAAUUAUGGCAUGGUGCAGUAAAAAUCUAUGACUUUAAACCUGAGCCUAUGGCCUUCUGAUAAGUUGUUUCCUUCGAAUCCUUGCAAGCUGCUUCAAGCACACUGUAACCUAAGAUCCCCUGAUCCAGCGUUUCCUGGUCGAUAGCGGUUUCCAGUUUUUCUGCGUUCCGCUCAGCCGCUUUUAAUUUGUGUUUUCUAUGGACUACAUUAUCAAAAAGAGGGAAAAGAUGCUUCUCAUCCUUUGAUGGAGUAAUAGUUUUGUUUCCAACUGAAAAUUAUGAAAUUACAAGCGUAACAGUGUUUAUGUUUCCAACCUAGAUUUAGUUCAAACUACAAAAAGGUGGAUCAAAGCGUAUUCUGCUGGUUGGUGUGUUUUUUAUUUAAGAUACUUUUUUCCUUUAACAUUGUCAUGUCUGGGACAACAAACAGGGGAAACAAACCAAUUUCCUUUCUGAAUAAUAUGAUAGCAGCUAAACACUCACAUGGUAUUUAUACACAGUGGAGUCAAAUAUUUAGUUUCAACUGUUCAUACCAGACAUUACAGGCGUUCUUUGUCUUAAUGCAUCUAAUGAACAGUAAAAAUAAUUGUUUUAAAAAAAACAACCUAUUAUGUAUUGGUGUAUUUAACCUGCUGCUCAUAGAUCUUAGCUCAUCUCUGGUCAAUUGAAAUUCAUGAUGGAAACUUAAUAAUGCGAUUGAAUUGAAAUAUUUAUAUUUUCACUUCUAUUUAUAAUAAUAAACACUAUAGACCUGUAUUCUCCA
This is a messenger RNA of Gambusia affinis (western mosquitofish), 3996 nucleotides long. It is a transcript of the gene ntan1, whose product is annotated as N-terminal asparagine amidase. The record is from RefSeq and is a predicted model, not a curated record. The transcript has 9 exons. Lineage: Eukaryota; Metazoa; Chordata; Actinopteri; Cyprinodontiformes; Poeciliidae. Gene Ontology annotation, cellular component: nucleus. Gene Ontology annotation, molecular function: protein-N-terminal asparagine amidohydrolase activity. Gene Ontology annotation, biological process: ubiquitin-dependent protein catabolic process. Bases 122 to 1120 code for a protein of 332 amino acids.